CCUAGAAUCUACAAAUCUAUGGGCAGGGAGCGUCCUCCCUGUGCUCAGGGUUGGCCAACCUUUGAUCUCGUGGCGCCUCCCACGCCUGCAGGGAGCAGAGCUGCAGAGCAGGUGUGCCCGGCUUCCCAAAGCGGAGGAUGCCCAUUGGCGCCAGGUGAUGCUGGAUUCCCUGCCGAGCUGAGCGUUGGCCGGCCAGCGCCGCUCUGGGAGGCCCGGGUCGGCCUUCAGCGUGCACGCGCUUGCCUCAUGGGCUCUAGGCUGUGGGGUUUGGAAUCUGAGCACGGGGUGCAUUAGCUUUUGGCAAAGGGAUUGCAGCUUGGUUCAUACUUUCCGCUUGGAAUGUCGCCUCCCUUUCUUCCAAGCUGAGAGACAGGAAGCCAACACACGGAGGGUGGGGCCCGGGAGGGCCGGAUCUCACGAGUCGCUGGGCUGGGGCCUCCACGGAGGCUCCUUCGUGCUGCCGCCAAGGAUGGAGAGCCGCUGGGGCCUCUUCUGUAUCACGGUGCUGGGCCUUCUGAUGCACAUCCAAGGUCAGCGUGACUUCGACUUGGCCGACGCUCUCGAUGACCCCGAACCCACCAAGAAGCCAAGCUCAGAUAUCUACCCAAAGCCCAAGCCCCCGUACCGCCCCCAACCUGGAAUGCCGGACGACAGUGGAAAUAUCUACCCAAAGCCCAAGCCCCCGUACCGCCCCCAACCUGGAAUGCCGGACGACAGUGGAAGUAUCUACCCAAAGCCGAGGCCACCCCCUCGCCCGCAGCCUGGCGGUUCUGACAGCGGUGGAGGUUACUUCGGCAACACGGACCGGGACGACGGCCGCUACCCGCCCAGACCCAAGCCGCCCGCAGGUGGUGGGAGCUACUACCCCAGCAAUGAUGGGUCCGGAAACACGCAUGGAGGAGGGCGCUCUAGACCCAACUCUUACGGAAAUACUUACGGCGGAGACGGACACUCGACCUACGGGAACCCCCAGGGAAACAUGGUAGCGAAAAUCGUGUCUCCUAUUGUGUCCGUGCUGGUGGUCACGCUGGUGGGCGCCGCAGCGGGUUUCUGCCAACGCAACAGAAGGAGAAACUGUUUCAGGACAAAUGAACCAGCGCACGUAUGAGGGUUUCGAGAUCCAGCGGUCGCUUAGGGAGAAGCUCGGUGUAGACCAGAACUCUGUUCGCUGUUCCUGGGACAAUUCCUUUCAUUAUCGACGUCACCAGCUGCCCUGACGUGUUUUCUGUUCGGCACAGAUGAGCCGCCUCCCAAAGCAUCCCCAAAUCCGCCGGAGGAGGUCCAUUUGUGAGGAUAACUGGGCUCCUCCUUGGGUCGAACGAAGAUUAUUGCCUCAUCUGUUGGUUCGAUCGCGAAUGUGGAUAGAUGCUGACUGUGUCCUGGGUUCCCAACACGACCUCAUGGUGCAGGACGUGCACAUGGGUGACCCGUGCGUGUCGCCCCAAAGCACGGGGAGUGUCCCAGGGCACGGGGUCGUGGGUUCGGGUGCUGUCUUCUGCUGGGGUCUCAGGAGCACCACUGGGGGUGGGGGGGUUUCCAGCCCGCUCUGGGGAGAAGCUUGACCCAGGCUGAGUGUUCAUCAGGGAGCCAGCGCCCACCGGCCUGGCUGAUGUGGAAUGUGGGAUUCUCACCACUCGGGGUGGCUUCGACCAGCCCUCCAUCCAUCCCCUGCCCCCAACCUGCAGAGGCUGAGGCUGGGUUUCGGGAUUGUCCAUGCACGGUCGCUCGAGUGCAAGCCAUCUCGGGGGUGGGGGGGCGGGGGAAGCGGCCUGGGAUGCUUUUCCUUUUCCUGUGAAAUCUUAUGAUUUCGAGAUUUCUGGGAAAAUAGGGGACGGCGAUCACGAUGUGUGACUCGACUGUUCUCGUAUUAGUUUCCAUCUGACGCUCUCUAGGUUUCUGUUCUUUAGGCAAUGCCAUCCUUUUUCUUAGUUUAUAUAUAUUUUUUUAGACCCAUAGUAGAGAACCUUAAAAAACGCUCAAGCAUCUGAAAUGCAUACUAGCUAUUUGCUUCUGUGUUAGUAAGAUUUUAGCGGGGAGGGAAAAAGACAGUUUGGGCUUAUUGGCAUAGUUUCAUCCAACUUAGGUACAUGCUUAUAGGACUUUUGGGCUUUGCCCUAAAUAUCAAAAUAGAGACAAUUUUUGCCAUCUGCAGCUGAUGGAGAGGACCCAGAAAAGUCCUAAAUAUGCAUGCUUUGUGUUCACCAUCAUGGAUUGGGAGCUAGGUCUACAAAGAGGGGGGCGCCGAAAGCAGAAAGCCCUAAAGAGAGCUUCCCAAAUGCAAAAGGGAACUUGCAGCUAAGAUGGUGGUGUCUCAUGUCAGGGAUUCAUGUAUGAUUUGAGCCAUUUCAAGACAGCAGCCCGCAAUUCCUGUUGGGACGGGGAUGUCCUAGCACGCUUCUCAACUGUCUGCACCCAGGGACGAAGCCGCAUGGUUGCCGCAUGUUUUGUGUAUGUGAGUUUCUUUUGACACUGGUUGAAAGUGUGUGUGAAGGUCUGUGCACGUGCAAAUGCAUGGACACACGCAUUUGCACCUUCACGUACAGACCUAGAUGCAAUGGAAGCAUUUAUAAAGACAUCUAUCUGUCUGUUUUGGUUUUUUCCUGUACCUGUCAUACAUAAAUUUUCAUCAUUCUAAAUAAAUGUAAGGGGCGCCUGGGUGGCUCAGUCGGUUAAGCGUCUGCCUUCGGCUCAGGUCAUGGUCCCAGGGUCCUGGGAUCAAGUCCCACAUCGGGCUCCCUGCUCAGCGGGGAGUCUGCUUCUCCCUCUCCCACUCCCCCUGCUUGUGUUCCCUCUCUCACUGUGUCUCUCUGUGUCAAAUAAAUAAAUAAAAUAUUUUUAAAAAUAAAUAAAUAAAUGUAAAAGAAGAAAGAAAAAUA
Molecule: messenger RNA, 2876 nt
Organism: Mirounga angustirostris (Northern elephant seal)
Lineage: Eukaryota; Metazoa; Chordata; Mammalia; Carnivora; Phocidae
Gene: XG
Product: Xg glycoprotein (Xg blood group)
Exons: 12
Coding region: 470-1108 (212 amino acids)
Biological process (GO): T cell extravasation; positive regulation of neutrophil extravasation; homotypic cell-cell adhesion
Cellular component (GO): plasma membrane
Source: RefSeq, a predicted model, not a curated record